AUGAGGGAGGAUGCAGGGAGAAACCAAACUGAGGGUUGUCCAAGAAUAGAUGGGUGGGACGUCGAUGGAAAGAAUGGAUCCUCUCCAGAUAUCUACGUCCCUUUCCUAGGAAACUCUUUGCUGAAGCUGCACAUCGAAAGGUUCCCGGUGCCACUUCAUGAAGCCGGUCUCGAUCUUCAAUGCAUUUUCGAGUUCUUGGAGGAGAUGCCACAAAUAAAAGUGCCAGGAAGGGGAUUGGAAAGUAAACCUGGUUGGAUCCUAUGCGACGAUAUCGCUCCAGUCCUUCGCCAUGGUGGAAACGGAAGUACGGAAAGGUGGUUUUCAAAGUGUGGUAUCAUGGGUGAUAAAAUUGACAUGAUUCCGGGUCCUUCGCGACCAAAGCUACCACGACAUGAUGCAGAGAGAGCGUACAAGGAAGAUAAAAUUGCUGAUCUAUUAGAAGCAAUAUCCUUCUAUUCUGACAGUGACCUCAACAGUUCUAGUGAUAGUAGCGCCGAAGGCGCAGCAAUGGUUGUUUGCCGCAUAGUGAAUCGCCCCUCUCCCAAACCAGAAAGGGGUCCCAUUAUGAUGACGGGAAACUUCUUAGGGGAGAAUCCAAAGUCAGAGAAGAGUUACGAGUUCGUGAAUCCCGAAAUCCAUGCCAUAAUACCUUCCUUCGGACCGAAAUCGGGAGGAACCCUGCUACAAAUCUAUGGGAAACAUUUAAAUGCUGGCAGAAACGUUUCCGCUACCUUGGGUUCUUCAAAAUGCGAGGAAUUGAAAAGGUUAAAAGCUACGGUGGUGGUGGCGGUCGUGGCUGUCACCCCCAACGCGCGGGCCUACGAUGCUAUGCCAUUCUGGGUCAUAGGCUAG
Messenger RNA from Darwinula stevensoni, 852 nucleotides. The record is from the annotation of a GenBank genome assembly. Lineage: Eukaryota; Metazoa; Arthropoda; Ostracoda; Podocopida; Darwinulidae.